This is a messenger RNA of Ornithorhynchus anatinus (platypus), 2547 nucleotides long. RefSeq names its product platelet activating factor acetylhydrolase 2 (gene PAFAH2). NCBI's taxonomy places the organism in Eukaryota, Metazoa, Chordata, Mammalia, Monotremata, Ornithorhynchidae. The coding region runs from base 1124 to 2512 and encodes 462 amino acids. The transcript is spliced from 11 exons. Gene Ontology annotation, molecular function: 1-alkyl-2-acetylglycerophosphocholine esterase activity. The record is from RefSeq and is a predicted model, not a curated record.
GGAGGUUCUCCCGGACAUUUCUCCUCAACCAAGCCUCCUUCUCUUCUGUCACCUCUUGCAGCCUCACGGCAGCCCUGUGCUAAGCACUGUGUUCUGCACGUAACGAGCACUCAAUGGAUACCGUCGACGAGGACGAGGUUUGGCACGUAAUGAGCACCCUGCCGACCGCUGCCAACCGGGCCUCUUCAGCGAGUAGCCAGCUGGGCGAGGAGAGGGGGUCGGAUUGUGGGGAGAGAUAAAGCCGGGGAAGCCAGGGAAGAAGAGGGGGGACCCCGUGGGGUUGUGGCAGGGGAGAGUAAACCACGAGUGUCGAGCGAGAGGGUAAGAAGCAGGGAAGGGGUGAGCCAGAUUUGGGAGAGAGAGGUGGGAGAACUCAGGCUGAACGGCAACAACUUAUCCCUCCCCGCCUUAUCCACGCUCAGGGAUGCUUUGGUUCAUUUCACCAUUUGGUUCCCUUCCAAAUUGGAGACCCAGCUGUCAGUGUCUCUGGCAGGGACCUGCCCAGCUCUGAGCAUUCAGUCGGUCAAUUGGAUUUCUUACUGUGAACAGAGCACUGUGGUAAGCGCUCGGGAGAGGACAGUAUAACGGGGGCAUUCCCUGCCCACGAUAAGCUUACGGUCAAGGAGGGGAGACAGACGUCGAUAGAAAUAAAGAAUAGGUGGCUGUCUCCGUGUUCCCAAGGAAGUGUGCAAGUCCAGAGAGGUUAAGUCACUUGGCCAGGGUCGCAGAGCCGGGGGAGGAGCUCCCCGUCGGUCAAACGUCCGUUGGACGUCUCGUAGUCCCGUGACGACCGGGCACGGGGCCAUCGCCCACAGGGAGGGAGGAGAGAGGCGCCGACCGCCUCCCCCUCCCGUCGGCUCCGAGCCCACGGUGUCCGCGAUGACCCCUGACCCCCCCCCGGACCCUGCCCUCCCCCACCCCCGGUACUCCGUGCCUGAGGGCGGGCGGCCCGCCGCCGGGAGAGCCGGCGGCGGCCACGUUGUGCAAGGUUCAAGGUCUGGUUUGAUCCAGGAAGCGCGGCAGGAAGCCGGCCUCGGCCAUCUCCCCCUGCUCCUCGGUGGGGCCCGCCCCGCCCGCGGCCCCAGCAGUCUUCCAGCCGGGCCCGGGGCCUGCCGCUCCAGACAUGGGGGGAUAUCAGUCCCUGGCACUCCCGCCCGUCAGGGGACCCUACGCCGUGGGCUGCGCGGACGUGAUGUCCGGCCAGAGCUGCAAGGGGAGUUUCUUCCGGCUCUUCUACCCCUGCCAAGAGGAGGGCGAGGGGGCCAAGCGGCCCCUGUGGAUGCCUCGCUACGAGUACUGCGUGGGCCUGGCCAAUUACCUGGGCCUCAACGAGCGCUGGGGGAGCAGGCUGCUCAACCUGGCCGUCGGGUACUACCAUCUCCCCGCCAGCUGGAACGGUCCCCUGAAGCCCCGGCCGUCCGGCUACCCGCUGAUCGUCUUCUCCCACGGGCUGGGAGCCUUCAGGACGGUGUACUCCGCCUUCUGUAUGGAGCUGGCUUCCCGGGGCUUCCUGGUGGCGGUGCCGGAACACAGGGACCGGUCGGCCUCGACCACCUACUUCUGUAAGCCGGCGGUGGAGGCGGACCGGGGGAGCGGGCCCCUGCAGGAGGAGUGGAUCCCCUUCCGGAGGGUGGAGGAAGGAGAGGAGUUCCGGGUUCGGAACGCGCAGGUGCACCAGCGGGCCAACGAGUGUGGGCAGGUGCUGAAGCUCCUGCGGGAGGCCCAGGCCGGCCGGGCCGCUGCCAACGUCCUGCCCGACGGCUUUGACCUGUCGUCCCUGAAGGGCAACAUCGAUCUGAACCGGGUGGCGGUGAUGGGGCACUCGUUCGGAGGGGCGACCGCCGUCCUGGCCCUGACCAAAGAGCCUCAGUUCCGGUGUGCUGUGGCCCUGGACGCCUGGAUGUACCCCUUGGAGCACGACAUGUACCCCGCCGCCCGCGGCCCCGUGUUCUUCAUCAACACCGAGAAGUUCCAGACGGCCGACAGCAUCGGCAAGAUGAAGAAGCUCUGCUCCCGCCACGCGCAGACCAAGAUCAUCACCGUCCUCGGUUCGGUUCAUCAGAGUCAAACAGACUUCACUUUCGUGACGGGGAACCUGCUGAGUAAACUCUUCUCCACGCGAGGGAGCCUGGACCCCUACGAGGGGCAGGAGAUCAUCUGUCACGCCAUCCUGGCCUUCCUGCAGAAGCACCUCGAAGCCGGAACUCGCGUCUGGAAAUGCGUUUGGGGAUCUCACCUGACCCCGUGGCCUGACCGCCCCAGGGAGCUGGCGAACAUCUGCCCGAUGGUCAGUCUCUGGAGGCGAGGGGACGGGCCCGCCAGGGCUAGCCGCUCCACCCAGCCUGGAAUUCUGCCUCCGGUGAGAUUUCCCCCCCCCUCCGGAAGGCCUUCCCGCCUGGAAGGGCUGCCCGGGGCAAGGCAACGUGGGAAUGUGGCCGGCCUCAGAGACGGAAUUUUACCUGACUCCCCGACGGACUCCUCCCCGAGAUCCGACAAAGCGGAAACCGUGUGAGAAGCAGCGUGGCCUAGUGGAUAGAGCCCGGGCCU